UGCAUACAUAGUUGCAACUGCGCAGACUGCACAGGUUGCGAGCUUGAGCUUGGUUGCUAUGGUUACCCACAAGUUUGACAGGCAUAUUGGGGACAGCUCCUCCUAGUUCAGGACCCCAACACGGCAUGAUGAAGGGUGCCAAAAGGCAGAAAACGAUUGCAUCGUUUUUUCAAAAAAAAAAACAAUGACUGUAAAACAUUCCCAGCGAUUGAGUGACCCACCCUUAUUACCAUGGGCAAUUGUGCAAGAGGAUGGGGUCAUCCUUGCAGGACACUGCACAUGCAUGGCCGGUUUGGGUGAGGUGUGCAGUCAUGUUGGGGCACUCAUUUUUGCAGUUGAUGCUGCAGUGCAGGUCCGAAAUUCCCAAACCGUGACACAGGUGCCUGCUUACUGGCUUCUUCCAAGUAGUCUGUCGAAGGUGGAGUAUAGUGAAAUUCAAAACAUUGACUUCCAGUCUCACCAAUCAUUGAAGAGGAAGCUGGACAACACACUAUCAUAUAGAACACCUCAAACGCCUUCAACUGACCAAGGAUCACAGAAACUUCCAGAAAUCCUACAACCCACUAGUGAAGAAUCUGCAGUGUUUUUAGAAAAACUCUUUGCAACAAAAGACAAUGCUGUGCUUUUGUCAGUCAUGCCAAGUUAUUCAGAACAUUUUGUCCCAUCAUCACUUGGAGAAACAUUCCCAAAUAUUCUGACAGAACUUUAUAAUGAAGAGUAUGCUGGAGCAUCAAAAGAGGAAUUAAUUGAACAUUGUAUGAACAAAUUUGAAACAAUAAAUGUGUCUGAAAGUCAAUGUAUUAAUGUAGAAUUAGAAAUGAAGGAUCAGUCCUGUAGUAAAUUGUGGUUUAGGUUUAGGGCUGGGAGAAUCACAGCAUCUCGUAUGAAAGCGGUGUGUUCAACUAAUGUUGAAAAUCCUUCCAAGAGUCUGAUCAAGGCUAUCUAUUAUCCAAAUUCUGUAUCUUUUGCCACAAAAGCAACAAAAUGGGGUUGUGAACAUGAAAAAAUUGCACUUGAUGCUUUCUGUGAAGUUGUGAAUAAUUCUCAUGAGAAUUUCAAAUGCGAGAAAAGUGAGCUAAUGCUGAAUCCGAAAUAUCCAUAUGGGUGCAACUCCAGAUGCUGUUAUAUCAUGUAACUGCUAUGGAAAUGGAUAGUAGAGGUCAAAUGUCCUUAUUGUUAUAAGGAGUCAUCAUUUACAGAUAUUCUUGAAGAAAAGUCCUGUUUGGAACAAAGUAAUAGUUCACUGAUGCUCAAAAAGUUUCACCAAUAUUAUUACCAAGUUCAAACUCAAAUAUUUGUUAGCAACAAAGAAUUUGGUUAUUUUGUUGUUUGGACAGGGAAAGACAUGCAUGUUGAAAGACUUGAACCAGAUGAAGAUUUGUGGAACAAUAUCAUUGAAAAAUCCAAGAAAUUCUUUGUGCAGGUAUUACUGCCUGAGCUUGUUGGCAAAUUUUAUUCCAGACCCCAGCCUUGUAAAGUAAACAUUCCCCAAGAUCAGAACACAUGUAACAUUUUGAGAGAUUUUAAUGCUCAUGCAUUUGGUUCAUUGUCUGCCUCAAAACAAAUUGAUUUUGUUCAACAGCCAAAUGUGUCUUAAAUAAUCUGUUAUUGUAAACAGCCGUACCAGCCAACAGGUGAUCGAAUAGUAUCUUGCAGAAAUGAAACUGUGUGUAUGGUUCAUUCCAUGUGAAAUGCAUGAAUUAUAAGCGCGUGCCAAGUAUUAAAACUGCCUGGUAUUGUCCUGACUGUAGAAAACUUCCCCAGUUCAAGAAAACUAAAGGUGUGAAAAAUUCCACAAAAUGAACCCUGCAAGAUUGUAUCUAUGAAAUGUAAUAUCUUUAUUCAAACCAUCUGACACUUUGCACUGCAUAUAUGUGCAUCAGAAAUGACCCAAU
Messenger RNA from Neoarius graeffei (lesser salmon catfish), 1895 nucleotides. RefSeq lists its product as uncharacterized. The transcript has 2 exons. NCBI's taxonomy places the organism in Eukaryota, Metazoa, Chordata, Actinopteri, Siluriformes, Ariidae. The coding region runs from base 185 to 1135 and encodes 316 amino acids. The record is from RefSeq and is a predicted model, not a curated record. Gene Ontology annotation, molecular function: zinc ion binding.